CUUUGAGCCCUCACCGAGGCCCCAACACGAACAUACCACGAAUUCCGUUCUUGUAGAUCACAGCGUGUGACAAACUGCAGCGAUGCAGCCCUCCCAAGGCUACGAUGACGAGGAGCUCUCCAUCUCGCUCGCUCCUUCGAACAACCGCCGUACACAGAACAAGCCGCCUGAUGCCAGCUCCGGACGCUCUAACCGGCCGCGGGAGGAGGUUCGACGCCCUACUGUCCCUGCACGCAAAGCUGAGCAGCGCAUAGGUGCAUAUGAUAUCAAGGGGACGCUGGGCGAGGGCUCGUUCGGCAAGGUCAAGCUUGCCGUGCACCGUGUUACUCAGCAGCAGGUGGCGCUUAAGAUCAUUGCCAGGAAGAAACUAAUUAGUCGCGAUAUGGCGGGGCGAGUGGAACGCGAGAUUGAGUAUCUACAGCUGCUGAGGCACCCCCACAUCAUCAAACUGUAUACCGUCAUCAAGACACAAACCGAGAUUAUCAUGGUCCUCGAGUUCGCCGGCGGCGAACUAUUCAAUUACAUUGUUCAACAUGGAAAGAUGACGGAGACCAAGGCCAGGCGUUUCUUCCAGCAGAUUAUCUGCGCCGUCGAAUAUUGCCACAGACACAAGAUUGUCCAUCGGGACCUCAAGCCCGAGAACUUGCUGCUGGACAACGAUCUCAAUGUCAAGAUUGCAGAUUUCGGUCUCAGCAACAUCAUGACGGAUGGUAAUUUCUUGAAAACUAGCUGUGGAAGUCCUAACUACGCAGCCCCAGAAGUAAUUAACGGCAAGCUCUAUGCUGGACCUGAAGUGGAUGUGUGGAGUUGUGGUGUUAUUCUUUAUGUUCUCCUUGUUGGACGAUUGCCUUUUGACGAUGAUAACAUUCCUGCUUUAUUCGCAAAAAUUGCGAAGGGUCACUAUGUUGUCCCAAAUUAUAUGACCCCAGGCGCAGCCUCACUCAUCAAAAAGAUGCUGGCAGUGAAUCCAGUACACCGAGUGACAAUCGAUGAGAUCCGCCAAGACCCCUGGUUCUUGUUAGACCUGCCAGCAUACCUGAUGCCUCCAGUAGAGGAAUUCAUGGAUACUGGCGUGGAUUCCGGGAAGGCCAUAAACCCUCAGGGUAUCGCCCCAGGAGCUAGCCGCGCUGUGCAAGAGAAACUCCACGACGCGGUGACAGAGAAACUCGGAAAGAAGAUGGGUUACGGAAAGCAGGAUGUUCAGGAGGCACUUGAAGCUGAUGAACCGUCGGCGAUCAAGGAUGCGUAUUUGAUUGUGCGAGAAAACACAAUUGCACAAGCAAAUCCAAAUAUAAACGCCCUCCUAGGCUCCUCUCCACCGGCAUGGGAUGAACCUCUAUCUUCAUUGCGUGACAAGUCCAUUGCGACUGUGUCGCAGAACGCUGUUGGCUCGGGAGACGCGGAUGAGAUGUCCCUGCGUGCAAGCCUGGGUGGCCUCACAAUCCAGCCCUCAGCCGAGCAGGCAUCUUCGAGGUCUGGCUCCAUAAAUACGGUUUUGAGUGGCGAUAGACCUGUUAGGCCUUUCAUUAGCAAGAUCGGAAUCCUGCCAAGUAGCUUGCCAGCAUACCAUCGUGCGUAUAUGGAGGCACGUAAGACCGGUAAGGAUGUACCUUCGUCAUCGCCAAUGGUGGAUGUCGACCACGUCGAGACAAAUCGCGCCAAAUCGAGUGAAGAGCAGGCCGAGACAGCUAGACGCCUCAACCCGCAUUCUCGUAAUCAGCUGAAGCUAGACGAAGGAAACAACAAGCCUGCUGCAAUGACCCCAGUUCCUCAGAAGAAAUCCAAGCCGACAAAGUGGCAAUUCGGUAUUAGAUCUCGUAACCAGCCCCUGGAGGCCAUUGGCUGUAUUUACAGGGCGCUGAAGAAGCUUGGUGCAGAAUGGGUCGUAGAUGAGAAUUAUCGCCAAGUUGCCCAGAAGAAGAAUGACAACGAGAGACAACGAAAACGCAGCUUCGGCUCCAACGAUAGCGACUCUGAUGAUGGCGGCUCUCUACACCGCUUCAAUUCCCAAGACAACCUGGCGAAGGACUUCCCUUACCCGCCAGGCGCACAGUACAAACUCCCCGCGGAUCCAUGGGUGCUUCGAGUCCGCUGGCGCAAAGGAGGCAUGUAUGCUCCCGGCACAGUCCCGCCUGGGUCGACUCAUUCCUCCCAAAUUGAUCUACGCCGCCAGUCUCUCGCAUCUAUGAGUAGUGUUUCGGGCUCAGGACCGUUGAACGAUCCGGAGGAAGGUGUUAUCAUGCACCUCGAUAUCCAACUGUACGAGAUGGAGCAAGGUGUCUAUCUGGUUGAUUUCAAGUGUGCUGGUUAUGAGACCGCGGCGGGGGUUAUGCUCGAGGAGAAGGACGUCACGUCGCCGUUUCCGUUCCUAGACCUAUCGUCUACGCUGAUUAUUGCUCUUGCAGAGGCGGAUUAAGGACCUGGCGUCUACACUAAUCAUUACUCUUGCGAAGGCGUAUUGAAAGGGUGCAUGCAUAUGUAUGGUACAGGAGCUGGGUUUGGCGUUCGGCGAUGGUGCGGUUCUAUGGUGGCGAAUAUGCGUGAUUAUCAUGGUUGGCGUCGGAUUGCAGGUUACAAUACCCUGGCGAUCGUAGAAGACGAUCACCACAUUCAACUAUUGUUUGAUUGCUUUAUGAUUGCAUGAUUACCUAUAGUCAAAACUAAAGAUUUGAUUUAUUAUGAAUACAUGAGUAGUGUACAAGGG
This is a messenger RNA of Pseudogymnoascus verrucosus, 2704 nucleotides long. It is a transcript of the gene SNF1, whose product is annotated as ATP binding. The record is from RefSeq and is a predicted model, not a curated record. Gene Ontology annotation, cellular component: cytoplasm. NCBI's taxonomy places the organism in Eukaryota, Fungi, Ascomycota, Leotiomycetes, Thelebolales, Thelebolaceae. The coding region runs from base 83 to 2416 and encodes 777 amino acids. Gene Ontology annotation, molecular function: ATP binding; protein serine/threonine kinase activity. Gene Ontology annotation, biological process: intracellular signal transduction; protein phosphorylation. The transcript is spliced from 4 exons.